Molecule: messenger RNA, 3397 nt
Organism: Drosophila persimilis
Lineage: Eukaryota; Metazoa; Arthropoda; Insecta; Diptera; Drosophilidae
Gene: Parg
Product: poly(ADP-ribose) glycohydrolase
Exons: 3
Coding region: 211-2403 (730 amino acids)
Biological process (GO): ATP generation from poly-ADP-D-ribose; carbohydrate metabolic process; nucleotide-sugar metabolic process
Cellular component (GO): cytoplasm; nucleus
Molecular function (GO): poly(ADP-ribose) glycohydrolase activity
Source: RefSeq, a predicted model, not a curated record
UCUAGUGAUAUUGAACCGAAUGUCAAAAUCGUGGGAUACGAUGAUUCCAUGAUGAUUCAUGACAGCAAAUAAUUCUCAUCGCUACUUAAACAAAACACAAAACAACCGCAGCCCGGCAAAAUUUUACGAACAUUUAAUAAAUUAUUUCUGCAGUCUGCACUCAACUGCAGGGGCAUAGCGGCGUUGACGGUGCGUUUGGGCGACGUCGAAAUGGACUCGGACAUGGAGGAGGUUGUCGGCAGCCCCGAGGCGGAGGCCAAAACCGGCAUGACAGCAGAAGCAGCCGGCAAAUCGCUGCUUAAACUGGAGAAAGCGAAGAAAGUUCAGAAAGAGUGUGCAAAUGGUACAGGCUCGGGCUCGGGCUUGGGGUCGGGUUCGGGUUCGGGCUCAGGCCCACCCUCACCGGAUCAGAGCUGGCGUGGCGUACCCAUCGAGGAUAUACAUCGGGGACUGCCUCUGUUUCAGCUGGAGCAUAUGGGACCCGUAUCGCCCAGUUCCUUGCACCGCGUGAUGCACAAGCAUCCCAUACGCGAGUCAAUCGAUGUGCCGCCGCGCCCGUUCAAGGGGGCCGGCAAGUGGGACUCGGACCAUGUGCGUCUGCCCUGCGCACCGGAGAGCAAAUAUCCACGCGACAAUGGCGACGGGACCACAACGAUCGGUUCGCGCUGGGAGAUGAUCGAGCGGGCACUGCUGCAGCCGAUUUCCAGCAGCAAACAGCUCCAGGAUGCGAUACUCUCCUACAACACAACGUACAAGGGCAAGUGGAACUUCCGCGCGCUGCACCAGCUGCUCGAGGAGGAGCUGGACGAAAGCGAGAAAAAGGUGUUCUUCGAGGACCUUCUGCCCCGCAUCAUUCGUCUGGCCCUACGUCUGCCCGAUAUCAUUCAGGCCUCCCUACCCCUGCUCAAGCAGCAUACGAACAGCAUGAUAACACUCACCCAACAACAGAUCUCGUGCCUGCUGGCCAAUGCCUUUCUCUGUACCUAUCCGCGCCGCAACACGCUCAAGCUCAAAUCGGAGUACAGCAGCUUCCCGGAUAUCAAUUUCAAUAGGCUCUACCAAUCGUCGGGUUCUGCAGUAAUGGAGAAGCUCAAGUGCAUUAUGCACUAUUUCCGGCGCAUCUGUCCCACAGAACGGGGUGACGGCAAUGUGUCCACCGGAUGUGUGACAUUUUUUCGGCGCAGCGUCAAGCCGGAUCGAACGACGAUUUGGAAUGAGGUAACGGAGUCGCUAGGCGACGUACCGCUACAUGUGAAUUCGGCCGGAACGAUCGAGGACCAGGGCCUGGGCCUGCUGCAGGUGGACUUUGCCAACAAGUAUCUGGGCGGCGGCGUGCUCGGUCACGGCUGUGUACAGGAGGAGAUCCGCUUUGUGAUUUGUCCGGAACUGAUGGUGAGCAAACUCUUCACGGAGUCCCUCCGCCCCACCGAGGCGCUGAUGGUACUCGGUGCGGAGCGGUAUAGCAAUUACACCGGCUAUGCCGGCAGCUUCACUUGGUCCGGCAACCACGAGGAUUUGACGCCGCGGGACAGUUCGCGACGCCGCCAGACGGCGAUUGUGGCCAUCGAUGCGCUUCAGUUUGCCAAUGCCACACAUCAGUAUCGCGAAGAUUUGGUGGAGCGGGAGCUGAACAAGGCCCACACCGGCUUCAUGCACGCGCUGUCUAGCGAGCCGCCGGGCGUGGCCACUGGCAAUUGGGGCUGCGGUGCCUUUGGGGGCGAUGCCCGUCUCAAGUCGCUGCUGCAGCUGAUGGUCUGCGCCACAUUACACCGUCCGUUGGCCUACUACACCUUCGGCAACAUCCGGCUGCGCGACGAGCUGCAUGAGAUGUGGCAGCUGUUCCGCAGCCAGGGCACCACCGUGCGGCAGCUCUGGACCGUGCUGCGUCGCUUCGACUACAGUCUGCGCUCCAACCCAUCGCAAUCGAGCCAGCCGGCCGCCAAGCCGAAUCUCUAUGACCAUAUACGCGAUGAACUGAUGAAGAAGAAAACGCCGCCAUCAUCAACGUGCUCCACACCGCAGUCGAUCAAGAAGCUGCCGGCCAGUAAUGAACAGAGUCCAGACUUGUUUGCCUCGCAGGACGAUUCGACAAGCUCUCCGGCCGUUCUCCUGCUCUCCGACGAUGAAGAGGCCAAUGCCAUGAUGAUGGCCGCCAGCCUGGAGGCCACGCCCAGCGAGAGCAGUCAGGCAGGAGCAGCUGCAUCAGCAGCAGGAGGAGACUCACCACCGAAGGUAGCUGCUCCUAACCUGCGACAGCUGUCGCUUCUGGAUAUGCUAGACGGCCACUACGAUCAGGGCCAGGCCUCGAAGCGUCCGCGUCCCCCCCACAGCGGACCCACGGGCCAAGGGCCGGCCAAGAGUCGCAAGGAAAAUGAUGACGAUGGGGAGGCCCCACCACGUUAAAGGGCCACGUUUGCUAGGGUAGGCGGUGGGGGAUUUUGACUAAGUGAUAUUAUUCUAAAAGGUUUUUAAACACAUAAACACAUCGAGAGAGAGAAAAAGAGAGAGAGAGAGAAAGGAACACGACUUCUUAAAAACCUAUAUUUGCAAACAUGAAACUGGUGGACAUUCUCGUUUCUGUUUCCAAUAAAGCUAUUUGCUUUUAUAAGUUGAGAAACGUUUCUCGCCCUCAUAGCAUAUACACAGAUUAUUCGUUCGGUUCUUGUAAUUGAGCAAAGGCCUACUACACCACGCAACACGCUACUCGUACAGAAGAAGACCUUCUUCUGCUCCUCCUCCAUUGUGGCUCGCCUUCAGUCUCAAAGACGAUCGGCGCAAGCAUAAUGAUUCAUGAGUUGAAGAAAGUACAAGCUAGAACAGGUUCUUGCAGGUGCACCGAAUCGUUGAAGACAUCUCGUCGAUCCGAAGAUGCUCUCGCUGUGUGUGUGUCUCGUCGGGUUCAUCAUCGUAGCUCACUCACAACGCGGAUAUCUUUUCUUCUGUUAUAGUAAUUACAUUUGCAUUUAGUAGAUAUUUUUCGUAAAGAAAACUUUACGGAAAGGCCAUCUCCACCUAUCUAAUUAUACUUUCAUGCUCCCUCUCCCUCUCUCUUUCUCUCUCUCUCUCUCUACCCAAAAUAUAUAGUUUAGAAAAUAGUCAACAACUAUACUGAUAUACGGCACAUACAUACAUACCAUAUGUACUCGUAGAAUGUAUAGAAAUCUAGAUGAACUUAGUACAAGUGUUUUUUUUUGUUUUUUUUGUGAACCCCAAGAACUUUGACGAUCCAUAAACUUUAUUCAUUGAGCCCCACACUGAUGCACACACACACCCAAACGACAAUGACACCAACACCAACACCAACACCAACAACAAGAACAACAGCUAAAACAAAAUGCAUAUAUAGUAUAUAACCACAUGUAUCUGUAGAAAAAAUCAAAGAACAAAGGGAAAUCAA